UGUCAUUGUCAUUCCUCAUUAUUUUAUAUUGGCAGUAUUCAUUUAAAUGGUGCCACCGCGAGUUCAUGUCCGCGGCCAACAUUCUGUGCCUGGUGUGCAACGGAAGCUGCGUCUCGUCCCGAAAUUCGAUCCAAGUCUUCAACAAGGAGACUAAAACCAGCUCGGAGACGCCUCUUAUCGACACUCUUAACAAAGUCUUGAACAAGGAACUGACUGAAGAGACUGCACAUUCACAAGUUAUUUGCAAAAAGUGCUUCAAAAUUUUUGAUGAAGUGGACGAACUCGAACACAGACUGCAAGAAAUCAAAAACGAAGUCGUCAACAACUAUACGAACGCCUUGACCAGACACAAAAACGGCGAUAACCAAAUGGAAGAGACUGAGGCCAUGGAAAAUGGAAAAGUGACUGAUUCAAACAAGGAAAACGAACUUCCGCGAAAAAUCCUAGAUAUCCCGUCUUCGGAUGACGACACCAGCCAAGUUAUGGAGAAGAAUCAGCUGCAGACUAUUGAAGAUAUUGAAAUGGAGCUGGUGAAGAUGCAUGGGGGCAUAGAAAAUGUGAACACAGUCAAGGAUAUCAUCGACUCGGGGGCGGUUGACCACUCUUCAGACUCCGAUUACGAGCCCCCAGUCGGUGUUGACAGCUUCAGCAAAUCCAAUCCUGAGAUUAAAGUCAAAAUGGAGCCUUCUUCGGACAGUGGGGUUAGCGAUCGCCCCAAUAUCCUGCGUAAAAAGCCCACAAACACCGAUACGUUAAAAAUCAAGGAAGAACCGGUCCAUUUGCAAUCCAUGGUGGCUCGACAAGACUCACUUUUCACUUGUAUGGUAUGCCAGGGUGAGGAGACCGUCGCAGGGGACGUACGAGCCAUCACCGCCCAUAUGAAGAACGCCCACGACAUUCGAUUGUACAUUUGCGACGUCUGUGGACAAGAUUUCCGGAAGAGGAACGAACUUUCGGCUCAUCUCGACGAGCACGUGGCCGCUGAAGAAGGCGAUUUUCAGUGCGAAGUCUGUAAUCGAAUUUUCAGUAAUUUGCGUUUGUUUCGCAUACAUCGCCGCAUGCACUACCCCCAGAACAAGGCGUGGGCUUGCGAGACAUGUGGCAAGAAGUACAGCAGCAGAAAUUUGCUUGAAGAGCAUAUAAAUACGCACACGGGGGUUAGGCCUUAUGUUUGUCAACAAUGCGGCAAAGAUUUCGCAUCAAAGUACACUUUCAAGGCCCAUGAGAAGACGCACGAGGUCAGGCCAAGGCCCUAUGCGUGUAAUCAGUGUCCCAAGUCGUUCUUGAGUCAGCAAAAUUUGAUCCAGCAUGAGAGGACGCAUACAGGGAUUAAGGAGUUCAGUUGCCAUUUGUGUGGAAAGAGGUUCGGCUCUGCCCAUAACCUCGAGGUCCACUCCAUCGUGCAUACCGGCUACCGACCCUUCGUGUGUCCCAUCUGCCACAAGGCCUUCGCCCGCAAGGCGGAAAUCCGCGACCACGAACGCACCCACACGGGCGAGAGGCCCUACCAAUGCGAGAUGUGCGGCGCCACCUUCUCCCAAAGAUCCAACUUGCAGUCGCACAAACGGGCCACACAUCUCGACGACAAGCGUUACGUCUGCGUGGACUGUGGCAAAGGCUUCAAACGGCGCCGUCUCCUCGACUACCACAUGAAGGCGGCGCACACCGGCGAGAGGCCCUUCAAAUGUAACGUCUGCGACGCCACCUUCGUCUAUCCCGAGCAUUUCAAGAAGCACAGACGUAUACACACCGGGGAAAAACCCUUCCUGUGCGAAGUCUGCGGCAAGGCUUUCAAUAGUCGGGAUAAUAGAAAUGCGCACAGAUUUGUCCAUUCGGAUAAGAAGCCGUAUGAGUGUUUAGUCUGCGGGGCCGGGUUUAUGCGGAAGCCGCUUCUGUACCAACACAUGCAGAGUCAAGGGCAUUUGAAUGAUACGAUCGUCGUGAAUCAGCCGAGGUUGACGACGGAUGAUGAUCAAUUAGUGACGGUGAAUUCGAGAGGGGAGAUGGAAAUUGUGGAUCCGAUGUCGUUGGCGGAAGCGGUCGAUGGGGAUGCUAGUGUGACUGAAGACUCCAAAUUGUACAUUUCUGAGCAUAUUUUACAGUCGCCGAGUGAGCAGGAGCAACAAGAGGGCGAAAGUAUGGAAACAGUGGAACACAUAAUCAUCGAUGGCCAACACAUACGAUUCGAAAAUGAGGACGAGGAAGUGGAUACAAUCACAGGAGAGACGUUAGCAGAGAGUGAAACACAAAUCAUUGAAACGCCCGAUGGUCCAGUCCAAUUGGUCCGAGUACGCAUACCCAACGAGCAUGGCGAAGAAGAAGAAGCAUGGAUUAAAAUAGUUCCAGAAUAAUUUAUUUAUUUCAUUGUAAAUGUAGCUAGGUUAGUUUUUUUUUUGUAUUUGUAUAAAUAAUUUUAAAUAUAAUACGAGUUGAAAUUA
Tribolium madens (black flour beetle) is the source of this 2438-nucleotide messenger RNA. RefSeq names its product zinc finger protein 436-like. The transcript is spliced from 6 exons. The record is from RefSeq and is a predicted model, not a curated record. Lineage: Eukaryota; Metazoa; Arthropoda; Insecta; Coleoptera; Tenebrionidae. Gene Ontology annotation, molecular function: zinc ion binding; DNA-binding transcription factor activity, RNA polymerase II-specific; RNA polymerase II transcription regulatory region sequence-specific DNA binding. Bases 66 to 2351 code for a protein of 761 amino acids. Gene Ontology annotation, biological process: regulation of transcription by RNA polymerase II. Gene Ontology annotation, cellular component: nucleus.